Molecule: messenger RNA, 2388 nt
Organism: Oncorhynchus kisutch (coho salmon)
Lineage: Eukaryota; Metazoa; Chordata; Actinopteri; Salmoniformes; Salmonidae
Product: GTPase IMAP family member 9-like
Exons: 2
Coding region: 1688-2371 (227 amino acids)
Molecular function (GO): GTP binding
Source: RefSeq, a predicted model, not a curated record
AGAAAAUACUAGCAGGGACCUGUUCCAAUACUUUUGAAAUGCAUCCAUCCUUUCACUUUCUUCUUCCCUUCUUUGAGAUUAUUGAUAAUCUGUUUGAAUGGCAAUUACUAUAGACAUAUAGGUGAGGUUUGGGUCGUUAUUGGUGACACUGCAAUGAACAUUCCAACUUUGUAGCAAAAAUCAAUUGCAGUAGCAGUAUUUGAAAACAAUGGACAAUUGUCUGUCCAUUGCGUAGUUUGCCAUUUUUUUUCUAGGAAUGCUGUCAAAAUUAAUGUUUGGUAUGCAAGAUUGCAGUUUUUACCUACCGGAAUCAAACUGCACCAAUCAAUUAAGACAUGCUUCACAACAUGAUGUAUAUACUUGCCUCUCAGUAAUGGGCAAGUCAACAUAAGACUGUACAGGUGUACUGCAUCAAUGACAAUGGUGGGCUGGGCAGAUGACAAACUCAGACGGAUGAGUCAUGUCAUAAAGUAGGGUAUUUUUCUUCCUUAUGUUUUACUUUUGCAAGGUAUGCUGACUCAGAGGAGUGGCUUGUUGAUGUCUCUUUAACUGCAAUAAAUGGCUGGCUCCUUACUUAUGCUGCAUUCAUAACCAAGUGGGGAAGUAGUAUUUACCACAUAUACGACUGGUAAAAGUCCAGUUGAAUGGCCCUCCAACUGGUAAUUACUAUUGGGAAGCUCGUCUGUCAUCCUUGAGCUCCAACUUCUCCCACAUGCUGAACUCUGACAUCACCUACUAAGGACAUUUCCUUGAUACCAGCAUUUUCAGAAGUAGAUUUUUUUUAUUUAACCUUUAUUUUAUUAGUGAGUCAUACUGAGACCAAGGUUAAUUUUACAGAUUAGCCCUGAAUUACAUAAAUUACAGAAAAUACACACAUCAAAAUACAAAAUGCAAGCAGAAAGAAAAACACAGUCAUAAAAAACAAACACAUUAAUCUGUAAUAAGGUCCUCAAUCAGCUUUCUGAAUUGGCCUAGAGACCAAUUGUUCCACAAUUAAGGUGCAAGAAAACUCAGUAGAGACUAAAGGAAUUUCCAGAGUUAGCCAUCCCUGAAACCGGGUGUGGUAGCUUGUAUGUCUAAAGUUUAGGAAUGAUGUUAAGUACAGUGGGUCUUUUUGUAAAAGAGCUUUAUAAAUUAAGACAUAGCAAUAUAUCAACCUAUGUGACAUUAAAGAGGGCCAACCAACAUUCUAGUAGAGAAGGCAGUGAUAAGUACUAAAAUUGUCGCCUGUAAUAAAUAGCAGUGCGCUAUUAUAAACUGCAACUAACAGCUUUAAUGAAGUGGCAGCUGCAUUUAUAUAGAUGAUGUCGCCAUAGUCUAGGACCGAUAGAGAUGUCUACUGAAUAAUAUGCUUUCUACUAAACCCAUUUUUAUUCUCAGUUUAUUCUCAUGCAUUCAAUUCAUAUUUACAACUUCACAACUCGUAAUUACCAUCUUCCCAUUUGGUUUUAAACAUACCAUUAUUACUGCUUAUUACUGCCCACCUUCAGACUCAUAAAGACAUCACAAGUCAUCAAGGCAAGUGUCCACUCCCUUCAGAGUAAAAGCUACACCCCAGUCUUUCAGGAAAUUGUUGUAAGCUAGAAGUAAAAUGACUUAUUGGGCAUUGACAUGAUGACUAAAAUGAGUUGGAUUGUAACAAUUUUGGAGAGAAACUAAGCACAGAUAAAGCUUAAGAUCAAGAGAAAUGGAAACCAAAGAUUCAUCAACAUGUGACCUGAAAGUUGUCCUUCUUGGCGGCAGAAACUCUGGGAAGAGCGAAGUAGGCAAUGUGCUGCUGGACAGGGAGGAGUUUGUCAUCAAGGAGCGGACUACGUGCUCUAGGAGGGUGGGAGAGGUGGCAGGUGGGUGGGUUACUGUGGUGGACACACCUGGCUGGUGGUGUGACUUCAGGGUGCAGGACACGCCUCAGCUGGUGAAAAGGGAGAUAGUGCGCAGUGUCUCUCUGUCCACCCCGGGACCCCAUAUUUUCCUUAUCGUCAUUGAGGCACACUCAGUGUUCUGUGAGAAGCGUCGCAGGGCUGUAGAGGAGCACCUGGCCCUCCUCAGUGAGAGAGUGUGGAGUCACUGUAUGGUCGUCUUCACCUGCAGUGACUGGCCUGGACACCUGCACAUGGAGCAGCAAGUCAAGAGAGGAGGCACGGCCCCACUGUGGCUGGUGGAGAAAUGCAGUCAUAGGUAUCACUGCCUCAACAUGAAGAGUGGACCAGGUGGAAAUCAGGUCACAGAGCUGUUCAGGAAGAUGCAGAGACUGGUGACAGAAAAUAGUCACAGCUGUUUUAAAAUGGAGGGACUGCUACCCGUAUGCUCUCAUUGGCUGGCCCUUGCUACAUAUUCGUCGCCAGACCCACUGGCUCCAGGUCAUCUAUAAGUCUAUGCUAGGUAAAG